CGCAUCAAGCACAAACAGUUCGCAACGAACGCGCAAAGUGAACGGAACGUCGACGACCUCAACACAAUCCAAGCAGAGGCGCCCAAACACAUAUAUCCAGUGAAUCUUUCCCAGUGUAUACCAAACGCCAACAACAACAACAAUCAMAACAAUGGCCUCCGUUAAGGAUAGUCUCUUGGCCCCGGUGGCGGAAACUUUGCCCAGCUCGGGCCACAAGGUCACUGUGGUGGGCAUCGGCAUGGUGGGCAUGGCCAGCGCCUUCAGCAUUUUGGCCCAGAACGUCUCCAAGGAGGUGUGCCUCAUCGACGUCUGCGCCGACAAGCUGCAGGGCGAGCUGAUGGAUCUGCAGCACGGCUCCAACUUCCUGAAGAAUCCCCAGAUCACAGCCAGCACCGACUAUGCCGCCUCGGCCAACUCGCGUCUGUGCAUCGUGACCGCCGGUGUGCGCCAGAAGGAGGGCGAGUCCCGCCUGUCCCUGGUGCAGCGCAACACCGACAUUCUCAAGAACAUCAUCCCCAAGCUGGUGGAGUACAGUCCCGAUACCAUUUUGCUGAUGGUGUCCAAUCCCGUGGACAUCAUGACCUAUGUGGCCUGGAAGCUGUCCGGUCUGCCCAAGAAUCGCGUCAUUGGCAGCGGCACCAACCUGGACUCGUCCCGCUUCCGUUUCCUGAUGUCGCAGCGCCUGGGCGUUGCACCCACCUCCUGCCACGGCUGGAUCAUUGGCGAGCACGGCGACAGCUCGGUGCCCGUCUGGUCCGGCGUCAACAUUGCCGGCGUGCGCUUGCGCGAGCUGAACCCCACCAUUGGCACCGGUGAGGAUCCAGAGAAGUGGAACGAGCUGCACAAGCAGGUCGUCGAUUCAGCCUACGAGGUCAUUAGGCUGAAGGGCUACACCUCCUGGGCCAUCGGCCUGAGCACUGCCUCCCUGGCCUCGGCCAUCUUGAGGAACACCAGCAGCGUGGCUGCCGUCUCCACUUCCGUCUUGGGCGAGCACGGCAUUGACAAGGACGUGUUCCUCUCGCUACCCUGCGUGCUGAAUGCCAACGGCGUCACCUCCGUGGUCAAGCAAAUCCUGACCGAUGACGAGGUGCAGCAGCUGCAGAAGUCGGCCAACAUCAUGGCCGAUGUGCAGGCCGGUCUGAAGUUCUAAGCUCAAAGUCUACGCAGAACACAUCACCAGCAGAGAGAGCUACUUCUUAGUCGAUUUCGUAACAGGCACGCCCCCUUUUUAGUUUUGGGAGGGGGUGAAGCUAGUGAAGCAGAAAGUAUUUUUGACUACCAAAAUGUUUAUUUUAAGUCGUUCACUCAGUUUAUUUAUUAUUUUAAUUUCUUUUUGUGUUCGUUACAAAUAAAUUUGUAAAAUCUAAGUUCUAUUUUAAACAAGAGAAGAGAA
Drosophila arizonae is the source of this 1393-nucleotide messenger RNA. It is a transcript of the gene Ldh, whose product is annotated as Lactate dehydrogenase. Gene Ontology annotation, biological process: lactate metabolic process; pyruvate metabolic process. Gene Ontology annotation, cellular component: cytoplasm. Lineage: Eukaryota; Metazoa; Arthropoda; Insecta; Diptera; Drosophilidae. Gene Ontology annotation, molecular function: L-lactate dehydrogenase (NAD+) activity. The record is from RefSeq and is a predicted model, not a curated record.